Molecule: messenger RNA, 1968 nt
Organism: Alternaria atra
Lineage: Eukaryota; Fungi; Ascomycota; Dothideomycetes; Pleosporales; Pleosporaceae
Exons: 4
Coding region: 1-1968 (655 amino acids)
Source: RefSeq, a predicted model, not a curated record
AUGCGUUACACUCAAGUUUUUGGCAGUGCUGCCGCACUUGCCGGUUAUGCUCUUGCUCAAGAAGGUGAGGCACAGUCUACUGUUGUCUACGAUGCAGAAACGAAAAUCAGUUACUCGUCGUACUCGGAGCCAGAAACAGGAAUGUCAUUUGGUGUUGCUUUUCCAAAGAACGUCACAGACCCGUAUGAUGCCAUUAUCAGGAUCACCGCACCGAUUGCCAAUCAAUGGGUCGGCUUCUCAUGGGGAGGUAAUAUGGUCUGGAACCCUUUGAGCGUUGCUUGGCCCAACGGUCAAUCCGGGACGAUCUCUGCUCGCUUCGCUUUUGGUAUUGCUUUGCCGCUUGGGUACGAUGGGGCCGAGCAUACAUACCUCAAAGGCACAAAGACAAACGCCACACACUGGACAGUCAACGCGUUAUGCAAAGGCUGCACUGGAUGGCAAAAUAACGAGGACACAAGAUAUGCACUCAAUGGCACAGGUACAACAGAGUUCGCCUGGGCCUACGGUGCCUCUUCGGUCGAGAACCCUGCUCGAAAUGAUUCCGCUUUCAAUGUUCAUCAGGCCUGGGGGAAAUGGAUCCAUAACCUGGACGCUGCGCGCAUCGAUAAUUUCGAUUCUUUGGUCAAGACUAACCUGCUGACGGCGCCUGUAGCCACACCUUCCGCUGCGCCGACCACCGUCGUGACAAGCGUUGUACCGUCCCCGUCUGCGACGGUAAAGCCAGCAGCGCCUGCUGCCAUUCCAGCCUCGUGCUCCGGCGCCGGCAGUCCUGCAUUUCAGGGCAGUCUUGCGGCUGGAUGGAAGGCAACGAAGAUUGCGGGAGGCUUGACUAGCCCUCGCAGCAUCCAGUUCGACAGUGCCGGGAACAUGUUGGUGGUUCAGUCCGGUAAGGGCAUCUCGUACCAUAAGAUGGGUACAGAUGGCUGUAUCACCUCUACCAAGAUGCUGGUCUCGCAGAACAAUCUGAAUCACGGUAUCGCAAUGAGCCCUGACGGCAAGACAUUGUAUGCGAGCUCUAUGACUCAAGCUUACUCUUGGCCAUACGACGCCGCGGCGGGUACACUGGGAACUCGAACGACCAUCGUCACCGGCAUGUACAACGGUGGUUCUCACUUGACCCGCACUCUUGCUGUUGCGCCACAGAACCCGAAUUUGCUAGUGGUCUCCCAUGGAUCCAAUGCCAACAUUGACUCUGCUACAUCGGACCCCAAGACCGCCCGUGCCAUCAUCAAGGUCUUUGAUUUGUCAAAGGUCCCCAGCGGAGGCUACAACUAUGUAUCUGGCGGAUACAACGCUGGCUACGGACAGCGUAAUGACGUGGGAAUUUGCUUUGACAAGAACAACAUGCUGUGGGGUGUAGAGAACAGUGGUGAUGACUUCAAGCGCAACGGAAAAGAUAUUCACCAUAACAACCCUGGCGAGAAGAUUCAUUACAUGGGCGAUGUUACCAAGCCCAACGAAAACUGGUACGGAUACCCAUCCUGCUUCACCGUCUGGCAACCCAGCGACUUCACCGACAAGACAUUUAAAGUCGGCGACUUCUUCACACAACAGCCAAGCACCAGCAUGAACGACGACACUUGCGUCCAGAAAGCCACACCUCCCAAGCUUACUCUGUUCCCGCACUCCGCACCCAUCGACUGCAAGUUCGAUGCCGACAGCACGACCAUGUACAUCACCUACCACGGUAGCUGGAACCGCAACCCCGUCACCGGCUUCAAGCUCGUCGCUGUGCAGUUCAAGAUUGGUGCGGAUGGGAACUAUACACCCGUUGAGCCUUUGACUAGCACUACAGCUGCCAAGGACAUCUUCUACAAUCCGGCUGUGGAGAAGUGCCAGGGUAAUGGACCGAGUUUCAGCUCUGGUUGCUUCAGGCCUGCGGGUUUGGCCUGGGACUCUCAGGGGCGGCUGUUCAUGACUAGUGAUACCUCGAGCAAUGGAGAGCUCUGGGUUUUGGGGAAGUCGUAG